Molecule: messenger RNA, 4082 nt
Organism: Acipenser ruthenus (sterlet)
Lineage: Eukaryota; Metazoa; Chordata; Actinopteri; Acipenseriformes; Acipenseridae
Product: mucosa-associated lymphoid tissue lymphoma translocation protein 1
Exons: 18
Coding region: 197-2686 (829 amino acids)
Biological process (GO): proteolysis
Molecular function (GO): cysteine-type endopeptidase activity
Source: RefSeq, a predicted model, not a curated record
GAAGUAACUUUUUUUCACCUGUACGGUUUCGGAUUUCCCCAAUCUCAUUUCUGAAAAUACUCAAUCACUAUAAAGGACCUACAACACAGACUAACGACAGAUUCCAAUUGUCUAACCAACAAUGGCGAUUUGUAAGAACGAUUCCUGACCCCUGUUCACACGGCUGUAAUUGUGUGGAUUGCUUAUUUUUGCUGAGAUGUCAGAUUCCUACCAGUUUAAUUCCUUAAACAUAAACGCUCUAAAGGAGCCUAUCUUGAAGAAACUAAGUGAAUUGCUGGACAAGACCAACAGCAAAAAUGGAUGGCGUAAACUUGGGGAAAUAGCUGGGAAUGACAGACGCUUCAGAGUCAGUGGAAAUGACAUGGAAAACUGUUCCCUCAAAGUGCUUGAGCUGGAGGGCAGCCCAUCUCGAAGUUUGCUCUGGCUGCUGGGUGACCAGGGAUGUACUGUCAAAUAUCUCCUAGAGUUCCUUGAGGCAAUGGGCCAUGUAGAAGCUAUCCAGUGUUUAAAGACCCCAGGAAUAAAAAUCAUCAUUCAGCCGCAGUCUCAAGCAGUGCUAGCUGGUCAGACUGUGAGACUAGGCUGCCAUGCUGCAGGACAUUCCAACAUUCAGUACCAGUGGUUUAAAAGCAAAGAAGAGGUUCCACAUGGGAAUUCCCCAGAGCUGGUUUUCAACCCUGUCCAUGUAAAUGAUUCAGGCUUCUACAUCUGCAGAGUAAACUCUGGAGGAUCCUUUCAAUUCAGCCAAUGGGCGCAGCUAGAAGUAUGUGACAUAACUGCAGUUUACGGCUCAAUGUUUAAUUCCACUGAAGGCCGGCUAAAGAUUGCCAUCCAACCUCAAACUCAGAAGCUGAUGAUCGGAGACACUCUAGACCUGGAGUGUGGUGCAGUGGGGAAGCCUCUUCCUAAAUACCAAUGGUAUAAAAAUGGGGCCCCACUGAAAGAUGCAACCAAGAAGAGAUACACUAUGCAUGAUAUCACCUUGGGUCAUCAGGGAAAGUACUGCUGCCGAGUAUCCAAUGAACUUGAGCACCUAUGGAGCCGGGAGGUUGAAAUUGUCAUUGGGCCAAGACAUUGUUGGGGGUUUUCAGGAGCAAUGGAAUGUUCUGAAGAUGAUAUUAACAUCUUCGGGGAUAGUUAUUCUGACAGUGUGAAACCAGGAUGUGCCGAAAGAAUUGAUGCUACAGAUAAAGUGGCCCUGCUGAUUGGUAACAUGUCGUAUACGAACCACCCCAAGCUGAAGGCCCCAAUGGUUGAUGUGUACGACCUGACAAACUUGCUUCGGCAGCUCAAUUUUAAAGUGGUGUCUCUCCUUGAUCUGACCGAGUCUGAGAUGCGCAAUGCUGUGGACGAGUUUCUACUACUCCUGGAUAAAGGAGUCUAUGGUCUCCUCUAUUAUGCUGGUCAUGGGUAUGAGAACUAUGGCAACAGUUUCAUGGUUCCUGUUGAUGCCCCCAACCCCUAUAGAUCUGCAAACUGCCUGUGUGUCCAGAGUAUUUUGAAACUGAUGCAGGAGAAGGAGACUGGCCUAAAUGUCUUCUUGUUGGAUAUGUGCAGGAAAAGGAAUGUUUAUGAUGACAUUAUACCAAAUGUAGAGGCCUUAAGGGUGACCGCCAAUAUUGUCUUUGGAUAUGCAACGUGUCAAGAUGCUGAAGCUUUUGAGCUCAACUCAACAGGAUUCACAAACGGUGUUUUUAUCAAAUUCCUCAAAAAACGCUUGCUGGAAGAUGAAAAGAUUACUGUUCUUCUGGACAAAGUGGCUGAAGAUAUGGGCACGUUUGAUCCAACCAAAGGGAAGCAGGCUUUGGAGAUCCGCAGCAGCUUGUCAGAGAAGAGGGCUUUAACUGACCCCAUACAGUCGUCAGGCUGCUCGGAGGAAAUCAUGGCACGCAAUCUGCAAUGGGAAAAGGCUCAUGAACUUCCCGAAAGUAUGUGCUUGGAGUUUGACUGUGGAGUCCAGAUUAAGCUGGGAUUUGCUGCAGAGUUCUCUAAUGUCAUGGUGAUUUACACUAGCAUUGUGAAAAAGCCAGAGGACAUGACAUCCUGUGAGGCGUACGUUACAAAUUUCACACCGGACCUAGAUGUGGACCCCAAGGAGACUAACAAAGUAACCCCAGAAGAAACAGGCAGCUAUUUGUUAUCCAAGAGCCUCCCAGAACACUGUCUGUACACCAGGUUGAGCUCUCUGCAGAAACUCAAAGGGCAGCUUUCCUUUACGGUGUGCCUACAGGGCAAGUUCAACUCCAUGGAUGAUCUGGUGGACUGGAGAACAGAGGUCAACAUUGGGAAGCCCCUCAUUGCCAAGUUAGACAUUCACCGCAUGGUCAGAAGAAACAGCUGCCUUCAAACCUGUCACAUGCCACAUAGCCCUUCCCAUAGUCCCACCCAUAGCCCCUCGCACAGCCCGGGGGUGGAGACCCGCUAUCACCAGCACUACCCCCAGCACUAUCAGAAUUCCUACCUGGGGGUCUACCACCACAACCACCCUCUCAUGACCAUGGGUGGUACGAUGCCUGUGGAUAACGAAUGCUGCAUGUAUUCCAAUUUGUCUUCUUACAACCAAGAGGGGGAGCCUUACGCAGUUUCUGCUAGCAGAGUUAACAUUCCCAUUGAGACUACUGCUGACAUAAACGAGCUGCAGACAAGCUUUAUUGACAGCCUUGAAAUUAAUAACAGAUACUUAUAAACAUUCCACAACUGAGACCGUACAGUCGUACAGUCAAUGAACUGUACAUCCCAUAUGUUACUGAUUAAUAUCUUGUUUAGCAUUGGUUUUCCCUUAAUUAUUUAUGAUAACUAAUAGAAGGGAGUAUAUUUUCAGGAACCUUUGACUAAUUUCCUUUUACUUGUAUCAAUUGAAAGGGAAGUAUAAACGAUGGUUGUCCAGUAUGUAAUUAUAGUAAAGUACUAGCAAAUUGGGAGUUAUGUCUGUAUGAUUUGUAAUCAUUGGGCUGUAUGUGGGAUGUUAGGAUUUCUUGAACUCCGGUGAAAGCACCUUAACACAGACUUACAGUUGAGUUACAGAAGUAAUUUGAGUAUUUGAGUAAUUAUAAUUUGAACCACUCAGAAUGAUUACUAACUUAAAAAAAUAAAAAAUAAUAAUAAUGUUGAAGUGAAUUACUCUUUAAGAACUGAUAUUCAAAUCAACAGACAUUGGGGUCUAUUUUUAUUUCCAGUGGAAAACCCUGCUGGUGUUUUAUCCACUUUCUAACAUUUGAACCAGCAAUAAAAAUACAAUAACAAAUGAGGUCCACAAAAUCUUUCAGGGCAGCUGUAUUAAUAUAGUCCAUUAAAAUAUACACCAUUAUGUCAGUUAUCUUACAGGUACUGUUAUGUCCACUGUGAACCCAGUCAAAUGUGUUUAAACAUCUAAACCACUAAGACAGAAAUGGACAAACUUCAGUAGCAAAUAGCGCUGGUUGCCUGGUGCUUGACUUGAAGACAAGUAUUUUGAAAUAAUAUUUUCUGACAAUAAUACAGUAUACCACUGAGGGUUAAGUGUCUGCUAAAGGUUGACUUUUAGACUUUAGAAUAACUUACAACUGUAACAACAGGAAGGAAGAUUGAUCUUUAGUAGUAUCCUAUGUACAGAUAUAUUAAACAGAAAUGAGGAUCUGUACAAAUCAAUCCUAAUUCAAAUACCUAUAGAUAGACCCAGUGACAAGUCAUUUGUCAUGGGUUUUGAUUAUGCGCUGGCAUUACUGGCUAAAGGUCAGCUUCCAUGAGUCUGCUGAGCAAUUUUGUUUAUUGCUUCUUCAAAUAUGUCUCCUGUAAUUGGAAACAAAGUUUGUCUGCUUGUCUUUUAUUGUUUAAACAACUGCCAUUCUAUUAGGUGUUGUCUUUUUUUUUUCUUUUUUCAUAGUACUGUUUUGUAAACGGUUUUAUUUGUUUUUGAUUCAACAAAUUCAUAUUUCCAUAAACAAAUCCAUUAAAUAUUUAAUUAGUUUUGAUAGCAGUUUUUAGAAUUUUAGAACACUUACACAUGUGAUGCUUUAGAUGGGUAUUUCAAUAAGAAAAAAAUAAACAUGCUGUGUGUUACGCCAGGUAAUGCUAAAGAACUAGCAAGUAACCAUAUAAAAAUA